AUGGCUCUUAGAAUAUUGGUUUGCUGGUUUGCCUCGACAGGAUCAGCUGCUGGAAGUUCUGUAGUUGCUGAUUUGGCGUUCAAUCACGAAAGAGGUAAAAAGAAUGGCUGGUGGUCCAGUGCACUUAUGUUGGGUACUCCAAGUGGCCCAUUCUUCAUGGGAUUUGUGCAAUACCAUGCAGGAACUCGGUGGAUUUAUUUUACUUUUGCAAUCAUGAAUUUCGUUCAGUUUGUUCUUUGGUUGGUUGCAGAUGAGACAGUAUAUAUAAGAGAAAAGAAGACAGAAGAGGUUACAGGCGUAGAUUUAGGUAAGAAAGGUAUCUUGAGAUGGCUUGGACUUUAUAAAAGAACCCAAGAACCUUUUACCUGGGAUAUCUUCUUCAGACCAUUGAAACAAUGCGCUAACUAUAAUGUUUCACUGUCUACAAUUGCUUUAGCUAUUACAUUCUGCUAUGGUAAUAUUCUCUUUGUCGUUGAAAUGCCACAGACUUUCGGUAGUAUAUUUCAUCUUGAUGCACAAAUGCUUGGAGUACAAUAUGUUGCUCUUAUGAUUGGAUCUGUUAUUGGGGAAUUACUUGCUGGCCCACUUUCAGACUGGUGGAUGAAAUACUGCGAGAAACUGAGAGGAAAGAGAGUGGUAGUUGACAGAUU
Debaryomyces fabryi is the source of this 650-nucleotide messenger RNA. Its product is annotated as MFS transporter. Lineage: Eukaryota; Fungi; Ascomycota; Pichiomycetes; Serinales; Debaryomycetaceae. The transcript has a single exon. The annotation marks the transcript as partial. Gene Ontology annotation, biological process: transmembrane transport. The record is from RefSeq and is a predicted model, not a curated record. Gene Ontology annotation, molecular function: transmembrane transporter activity.